Symbiodinium natans is the source of this 2061-nucleotide messenger RNA. Lineage: Eukaryota; Dinophyceae; Suessiales; Symbiodiniaceae. The record is from the annotation of a GenBank genome assembly.
AUGGAUGCUCAGCUGGGCGCGGAGACACAAGCGCGCCCCACGCUUGAUGUGACAAGACUCGGGCGCAAGCACUUCGUGUCGCAGGCUGGACUUGCUUCAGUUCUUCAAGCAGUGCGUGAUUGCGAGUUGCCAGCUGGAAUCUCCGCUACGACAAUCAAGCGGAAAAGGAUGGCCAGUGCAAAUGCGGAGACGCCGUAUGGUCGCAUUUUACGGCAGUGGGACAUGCGCAUGCAGGAUGGAAAGACGGUCGCCGUGAACUACUGCGACCCUGCGGCCACAUUUUUCCAUCUGACAUGCGUUUCCCCGAGUCUGCAAGCUUUCUUGAAGGAGCGCCUGGAGGAAAGACCAUCGUCCACGGCAACACCGUGGACGAUAGUCUUUUAUAGCGACCAGGUGUCGCCAGGCAAUCAACUGAAAAGCUCGAACAAGAGGAGGCUGGAGACCAUAUAUUGGUCGUUGAAGGAGUUGUCGGCCAAUGCGCUGUGCCACGAGCGCGCUUGGUUCCUCCUCACAACCGUGCGCUCCCACACGGUGCAGAAGCUUGCAGGCGGCAUGGGGCAGCUGUGCAAGUACGCCAUGCUUUCCUUUUUCCGCCAGACGGCGGACUGGACCGCUGGCAUCCAGCUGCGGCUGGGCGAAGAGCGUGUGUUUCUUGCAGCGCGCGUGGGAAUGGUCAUCUCGGAUGAAUCUGCUGUCAAGUUUAUGUUUGACAAUAAAGGGGCGUCUGGAAAGGUUCCUUGUCUGCUCUGUCGGAACGUCGUUCUGCGACGCUAUGCCCCGCCUGACAUGCACGACCCACUCGUUCAGCACACUUGCUGGGAUGCCAGAAAAUUCUUGAUGCACACGCAGCAGAGUCUGCAGGAGAUGGCACGCUACCUCGCGCAAGAGAACGCUGUGCUGAGCAAAGCCCAGCUGAAAGAUCUACAGACGCGUUUGGGCUUCAACUUUGCUCCUCACGGCGUCCUCGCUUCCCAGGAACUCAUGGCCAAAGUGAACAUUCCGGAUAGCUUGUGCUUCGACUACAUGCACAUUUACUAUGUUUCCGGACUGUGGCACCAGGAGUCCAACCUUCUUCUUCGUCGACUGUGGCAGGGCGGCGUCUGCAAGGCGUCAGAUAUCCACAACUUCUUCCAAGACUUCGUAUGGCCGAGCCGCCUAGGAUCCAAGGGAGCUGGAGCCCGGAAUAUCUUCGAGUCCUUGAACAAAUCAGACGACGAGCUGAAGUCCUCGGCUUCUGAGGCUCUGAGCGCAUACCCGGUUCUCAGGCUAUUCUUGUCCGACCUGCUGCAAGCGCCGGGUCUUCCAGAAGGUGUGCAAGCGGCUGUCAAGUGCUAUUUGCUGCUGGCCAGGGUUUUGGACUGGCUUUGCUUGGCUGCAGAAGACGGUGGCAGCCGUCACGCUGACAAACUUCGGCAGGCGAUCGAAGCACACGCCAAGGCAUUUUCUCAUGUCUAUGGGGAGGACGCAGCCCUUCCCAAGCUCCAUAUGGCAAUCCACCUCCCCAAGAUGCUGCAGCAUCAUACCCAGCUCCUCAGCUGCUGGGUGCAUGAACGCCGCCACAAAGAACUCAAGCGCUUCGCGAAUCAACAAAUGAACUCCAAGACCGGGACCGAAAGGUCACUCAUGGAGGAGAUGCUGCUGUGUCACAGAGAGGACCUCAGCGAGAACGUCCUGGUCCACGGCGUGGGGCUUCUGGACGCAAAGCCGGCGCCUGCGCCGGUCUUGGCGCAGUUCCGGACUGCGUUUGGCGUCAUACCCUUGCGUCUCUUAGUUUCCGAGAAAGCAUACUAUGCGCCAAACCGCUGGGUUCGUUGCGGGGACAUCGUGCUUGUCAGGGCUGAGGGCUACAACGGUAUUGCGGAGGUCUGUUACCACUGCCACUACCAAGACUGCCUCCUCACCUGCCUUUUCUUCUACAAGCCGAUCCCGGACAAAAGCAAUCGGUUCCGCGUGUGCAGGGACGAGUAUGUUUUCGUUCUCACUGAGACAAUACGGACCGUCUGCAUCUUCAAGGCCCAGGAUGGCAUAUGCACCGUGGCACCGCAGGCAUACGACAACUGA